AUGAACAGCUUUGAACAGCAGUCCUCAUCUCUAGUUCCGUUCAAUCAUGCUGAUAGUAUUAUCAUUGGUCUAGACUAUGGGACAACAAGCACUGGAGUCUGCAUCAUCAUAUGUUCGGAUGGAAAGGAAAAAAACGCUUCAUCACAUGGCCAGGAGAUGACGGAGCGCUCAAGCGAAGCGGCCUCCUCCGGUUCUCCUUACCGAUCCCUCUAUCGUGCUGGCGAUAAGCAACCGACAGAUGUCAUUUCGGAUUACCUGCAUCAUGUGUUGAACUAUGUGGGAAGAGAUCUGAAACCAGAAAUCAAUUCACUGCUCAUCCAUCUUCAAUUCACCUUUCCCGCAUCCUGGUCCAGACAAGCCAAGGGGUUGAUUGAAGCGGCCGUGAAUCAGGCAUGGAAAUUCAGAAGACCGCAGGAUGAGCUGAGUUCGAUGUCCGAGCCGGAGGCAGCUGCGGAGAGCGUCCAUCAUAUGCUCAAGGGCACACUCAACCGUGGAGAUACAAUUCUGGUUUGCGACUGUGGAGGUGGAACAGUGGAUAUCGCAACCUACAAUGUCGAUCAUUAUGCCGAAUUUGACCUGUCAAUGAUUCAAUCAAUCCAAGGCGCCAAAUGUGGCGGUGCCGCUAUUGACUGCCGCCUUUUUGACCUCAUGAAACAGCAACUCUCAACAUCUGCAUUUGAAGGCCUGAACCACCUUAUUGCCCCAAGAAGCCCUUUCAUGAUGGAGUUCAAAAAGGUCAAAAUGUCAUUCGGCUCUCACUUCGCUCACGGGCUGUUUCACCUUCCCCUCCCUUUGCGAAGGGGUCGGGCGACCUGCAAUUUUGACCCUGAAGGUGACAUCUUUACCCUGAAAAGGCAAGAUGUCCAAUCCCUUUUUGACCCGGUUGUCAGAAAAAUUGCCACGUUGAUCAAGUCACAGAUCAAAGAAGCCGCGAGCAAAAAGCCAGGAUCGAUGAUCAACGCGGACUUGUGCUGUCUCCCUACACUUAAGCCAACCUUCGUCGUCUUCUUGAGCUGCCUGAGAAACGAUCACAUCCGGGCAGUUUGUGACGGGGCGGCACAAGCCGUGAAACGGGCUCACGCUGCUCAACGAGAGAUGGCUCCACUGCAGUUCAGAAUUAAAUGGGUGAUCCGUAAGGGAGCUGAAUUUCAAUUCGGAGAAGUCCUUUCUCAUGAGUUUUCUGCCUUGUACUACGACGGCAAUCCCAAGGAGAUGGUGAUUCCUAUCUAUUCUUGCAGAGAACUUUAUGAGUCCUUCCAUGGCCCUGGUAAACAGACUGAUUUAUCAAUCGAUGGGAACAUUCCUUUUAGUCUGGCCUUUUCGGAUUUGAGCCAGGCUCCUUGCCAACUGGAUGCCAACAAUCGGCUGGUCUACGAGAUAAAUUUCACAGUCCGUUUCUCAUUUGCGAUUAAUCGCGCUCUCAAUUUCAGGGUGUAUGUAUUCGAACAGCAAAUUGGUCUCUGGAGCAUCCCCAUCAGUAAGGCCAAUUAG
Messenger RNA from Penicillium malachiteum, 1491 nucleotides. Its product is annotated as Hsp70 family protein. Bases 1 to 1491 code for a protein of 496 amino acids. The record is from RefSeq and is a predicted model, not a curated record. Lineage: Eukaryota; Fungi; Ascomycota; Eurotiomycetes; Eurotiales; Aspergillaceae. The transcript is spliced from 10 exons.